AUGGAGGGGCCUUUGUUGACCAAGAGUGAGCACAUCGUUGACACUACAAUCAUCGGAAACUCUUCAUCAGUCGAUGAUCAAACACCACAUGAGGUUGUUGAACGGGGUGAUCCAUAUGCAGAUCAAAGUUUUUGGAACCCAAUCGAGUUUGUUGUGACUAUUGUCCAGAUUUCUGCAGCGUCAAUACUUCUGAUUCAGCCAAGAGAUCAAGAACAUCCACAAACAAUAUUGUUGAUAUGGAUCAUCGGUUAUACCUGUGGUUGUAUUGCCACUCUCCCUAUCAUAUGUUGGCGUUUUUGGUAUUAUAACCGAAGUGUUAGCUCUCAAUAUGCAGAAGAAUACUCAGGAGGAACAAGAAUCAAUGCGGUGAUGGACACGUUGAAAAUGGUGCUUGAAUAUUUCUUCGUGAGUUGGUUUGUGGUGUUUGUAUGGAAUUUUAUGGUCAACCCAUCAUCUCUAGAUGAUACUACUACUCAAUUCUUCUGGUUAAUUACGGCUCUCCUUACUUUCAGUUUCAUCAGAUAUGUACUUGUGAAUCUAGCAUGUGCAGUGGUCUGUUACUUGUUGCCUGGGACCUUAUGUCUUCUCGCCGCUAGGGAAGUCCUGGAAAUCAUAAUGAGGCUUAUAGGUGCAUUCCUUGCGUGCAUCUGCCGUUAA
Molecule: messenger RNA, 657 nt
Organism: Raphanus sativus (radish)
Lineage: Eukaryota; Viridiplantae; Streptophyta; Magnoliopsida; Brassicales; Brassicaceae
Exons: 3
Coding region: 1-657 (218 amino acids)
Source: RefSeq, a predicted model, not a curated record